AUGGCCGCGGAUAACGAGGAACACGAGGGCGCCUCCAUCAAGGAGCUCCUCAUCGAGGCCUGCCGGCGCAACAAUACCGACCUCUUCAACGAGGUCAUCGCCGACAUUAAGGACGAGGACGAGCUUUCCCGCCUUCUUAACGAGACCACCACCGUCAUGGGCAACCAUCUGUAUCACGAAGCCGCCUCGCGGGACGAAAUAAUCGACCUCCUCCUAGACCAACCAAACUUCGAAUGCGACCCCGUCAACCGCCUCGAAGGCGACACCCCGCUGCACACCGCCAUCCGCUGGAUCAACUCGGAACCCCCCGCCCAGCGCGACUUCGGCAACGCCCUCGUCGAGAUGAUGCUCGAGGCUGGCUCCAACCCGCGCGUCAAGAACAAGGGCGGCCUAACCGCCCCACAGCUCGUCGACCCCCGCAACCCGGGCCUCCGCGACCUCAUCCAGAAGCACGAGUACGCCACCAUGAACGCCGGCGACUUCAUCAACGUCGACUCCUCUUCCGCCGCAGCCUCGCACGGCAAGAAGAAGGGGGCCGCCCCCGCCGUCCCCAACGCCGCUGCCCCGCCCGUGCCCACAAACGCCGCCCCGCCCGUGUACAACGACGACAACUCCUCCGACGAUGACGCCGAGUUCAGCGGGAGCGACGACGAGGAGAGGGCCGAGUGGGACCGGAGACGGAAGGAGCGUGCCACGCGUAAGGGCUGA
Messenger RNA from Colletotrichum higginsianum IMI 349063, 708 nucleotides. RefSeq names its product Ankyrin repeat protein. The record is from RefSeq and is a predicted model, not a curated record. Lineage: Eukaryota; Fungi; Ascomycota; Sordariomycetes; Glomerellales; Glomerellaceae. The coding region runs from base 1 to 708 and encodes 235 amino acids. Gene Ontology annotation, molecular function: protein binding. The transcript has 3 exons.